AUGGGAGUCAUAUUUGAAGUAGUCCUGAAGCGGGCUUCUAAUGAUUAUGAUAAUAAUUUUAUUGGAAAUACCCCUUCUACCGUCUUAUUCUUUUUGGCCCUUGCUGUUGGUGUGGUUAUAGCUUCACUAUUUGUCUUCUUUACCUUGAGAUAUUUUGUUAGACAAAGAUAUGGCCUUCACGUUUUUCCCAUUGGCCAAAGAGGUGUUUUGCUUUCUAAUAUUUCGGUGAGUAACUUGAAUCCAGGAGAUACUACUAAUGAAGAUCUUAGACGUCAACUUGAGUAUAUUAGGGAGAAUAAUUUCGUUAGGCAAGAUGUGGUGAACAGAAUAUUUAUUAGUAGAAGAAGACGGGGCCGGAGAAGAGGUGGUAGAUACUCGAGGAUGAAGAAACUUACUCAACAGCAAGUCAAUAUAUUAUUUCCGGUGAAAACCUAUUAUGAUUGGAAAAAUGGAGGACAGGAGAGAGACCAUAGCUUGAGGGAUGGCGUCUUACAUGAAGAGGGUGGUAUCUUUUCGGGAAAGAAUAACGAAACCAAUGACGUAGUUGAAAUUAAUGACAAUCAGGCCGUUCAACUAGACAUGGUUAGCUCUGAUACUACAGAUUACUCGGCAGGUAAUUCGAUAACUGUUAGAGAUUCUUCAGUUCUUGACGAAACAAAAUCAGUAGAAAUGAAAGAUCUUGGAACGGAUAAAGUCAGUGAGCUGCAUGAAGAAUUACAUUUCAGUUCAGGAACCUGUGCUAUUUGCCUUGAGGUGAUUGAAGAUGAUGAUUUAGUAAGAGGGUUGAUUUGUGGUCAUGUAUUUCAUUCGGAAUGUCUAGACCCUUGGUUAACUAAAAGAAGAGCAUGUUGUCCUAUGUGUAAAAGAGACUAUUUUUACAAAGAUGAAACGAACAACAGUCGUAAUAAUACCAAUAAUAAUACUGAGAUUGGAACCAGAGAUGUUGAGCAUGAUAAUGAUAACGCUCAUGUUGAUGCCAAUACCGAUAGAGGUGUGGUAGAAAGUCCGGGUUCUAAUAAUAAUGAGACGGAUGGCAAUGCUAAUGGUAAUGAACAUAAUGACAAUAGUUAUACAGAACAUGAUAAUGCUGGUGAUGAAGAUAGCGUCGAUUUAGAAGCCCUUAGAAAUGACCCUAUAAUUGCAAGUAUGGUUCAAGACUUGAUUCCCGUGCGUGAAAGAGCGAGAAUGAUCUUAAAUGACCCUAACAUGGCAGAGUAUCAGAUUGAAGACAAGGCAAAUCGUAUAGCUCAAAAAAAGUAUAGUAAUUGUGUUAAGGCAUUGUGGUGGAGGACAAUGGGGAUCUCACAGGAAGACUUUUUCAGCUGGGCUGUAUUAGUAAUUUACAAACAAGUGAGACCACUUUCUGGGCAGCAGGAGACCGAAGGUACAGGAAAUGGAAACUCUUCUAACGUGGAUCAUGCACCUGAUUCUGAAAUCUCUGAAGUCGACAUACUGGAGCAGAACAACCGCGAUAGAAGAAACUUAGUGGAACAAAUGGUUUAG
Messenger RNA from Priceomyces carsonii, 1503 nucleotides. RefSeq lists its product as uncharacterized. The record is from RefSeq and is a predicted model, not a curated record. Gene Ontology annotation, biological process: ubiquitin-dependent protein catabolic process. The coding region runs from base 1 to 1503 and encodes 500 amino acids. Gene Ontology annotation, molecular function: ubiquitin protein ligase activity. The transcript has a single exon. NCBI's taxonomy places the organism in Eukaryota, Fungi, Ascomycota, Pichiomycetes, Serinales, Debaryomycetaceae.